This is a messenger RNA of Vanderwaltozyma polyspora DSM 70294, 2607 nucleotides long. It is a transcript of the gene VPS34, whose product is annotated as phosphatidylinositol 3-kinase VPS34. Gene Ontology annotation, molecular function: 1-phosphatidylinositol-3-kinase activity. Lineage: Eukaryota; Fungi; Ascomycota; Saccharomycetes; Saccharomycetales; Saccharomycetaceae. The record is from RefSeq and is a predicted model, not a curated record. The transcript has a single exon. Gene Ontology annotation, biological process: phosphatidylinositol-3-phosphate biosynthetic process; endocytosis; autophagosome assembly. Bases 1 to 2607 code for a protein of 868 amino acids. Gene Ontology annotation, cellular component: phagophore assembly site; phosphatidylinositol 3-kinase complex, class III, type I; cytoplasm.
AUGGGGUCUCGAAGUGUGACGUUUUGUGUUUCACAAGAAUUGAAUGUUCCAUUUAGAGUGAAGGUCAAGUCUUUGGAAGGUUACAAACCUCUAUUGAAAUAUUCUGAGAGAAUACAGGAUCCAAGAUUGACACAAACAGCUUCUAAUGUAAGCCCACAUAGUGAUAUGUUAGUGUCAGUGCAAAUAUUUGACGAUGAGACAGGUAGGAUAUUGACAAUCCCCGAAUUUACGCCGUACAUUCCUUUUAAGAAUUUGCGUAAAUGGGAUCAUUGGUUAACGUUACCAAUUUCAAUUAGUCAAUUAAGUUUAUCUAGUAAACUCCGAGUAAUAUUAUGGGAAUAUGAUGGAAUAAAUAAAAUACCAUUCUUCAUAUUGCAGACGUCGAUAUUCAAUGGGAAGGAUAAUUUAUUGAAGAGAGGUCUGGAGUCUUUGAAGUUCCAAUAUGAUGAUUUGAAUAGUUUAACUGUUAUUGAUGAUAAUAAAGUUAGUAAUAAUUUAAAUAAAUACUAUCAAGGAGAGAUCAGAAAAGUGGAUUGGUUAGAUGAGAUAACAAUACCGAUGCUAGAAAAAGAAAGAGAGAAACGUAGUUGGCCUGUAGGUGUGUUUGUGUUAAACAUUGAAUUCCCAGUUUUUGAAUUACCUGUUGUAUUCACAGAUUCACAGAAUACAGAUACCCAACUUAAUAUUCCAACUUUGAAUAACUCAGAAUUUAAUCCGGAAUUAGUAACAUAUAAUAAUACAAAUAAAACCAAAAUAUCAUUAGGUGAUAAGUAUAAUUCAACUUUAAAGUUUUAUGACCCUGAUCAGUUCAACCAUGACCCAAUCGAGGAAAAAUUUAGAAGACUAGAAAGAGCUUCAAAACGUUCAAAUUUGGAUAAACAUUUGAAACCAGAUGCCAAGAAAAGAGAUUAUCUAAACAAAGUUAUUAAUUAUCCUCCUGGCACAACAUUGACUCCUCAUGAAAAAAGUUCCAUUUGGAAAUAUAGAUAUUUCCUUGUAAAUAAUAAAAAGGCAUUGACAAAGUUACUACAGUCAACAAACCUAUCAGAAGAAACAGAAAGAACAGAAGUACUGGAAUUAAUGGAUUCAUGGGCAGAAAUUGAUGUUGAUGAUGCAAUUGAGUUAUUGGGUUCUGCAUACAAGAAUAUUUCGGUUAGGGCUUAUGCGGUAAAUCGAUUAAAAAAAGCUUCAGAUAAAGAACUGGAAUUAUAUCUAUUACAAUUAGUACAAGCAGUAUGUUUUGAAAGUUUAUCAACUUUUUCUGAUAAGUCUAAUAGUGAAUUUAGUAUUGUAGAUAUAACUCCAUCACAGGCAUUAUCCAUAUCUAAUUAUGCGGCAUCUCAACAAAAACAAAUUAACAAUUUUAUAAACUCGUCGUCAAUAUCUCCAAAUGCUGAAACUAUUGUCAUUUCACCUUUAGCUGAAUUCCUAAUUAGGAGAGCAAUUAAAAAUGCAAGAUUAGGAAACUUUUUUUACUGGUAUUUGAAAUCAGAAUCCUCAGAUAACCCAUAUCUGGAUCAGAUUAUCGAAUCAUUCUGGAGCAGGUUGGCAGAAGAAAGAAAAUUAGAUUUAUCCGAAGAAAUAAAAUUGGUUGACUUAUUACGUGAAUGUUGUAAUGAAAUUAGAAAGUUAAAAGAAUCAACAAGCAAGAAACAAGACCUACUGACUCACCUUUUGACUUCAAGGGUAAGACAGCGUCUAAAACAUCAUCCUACAAUUUUACCUCUUGAUCCAGAUACAUUAGUUACAGACGUGGAUCCAGAAGCCUCUAGAGUGUUCAAGAGUUCAUUAUCUCCAUUAAAAAUAACUUUUAAAACGAAAAUAGGUACUCCUUACGCAAUCAUGUAUAAGGUUGGUGAUGAUUUGAGGCAAGAUCAAUUGGUGGUACAAAUUAUUAGCUUGAUGAACGAGCUAUUGAAGAAUGAAAAUGUUGAUUUGAAGUUGUUACCAUACAAAAUUCUAGCAACAGGUCCACAAGAUGGUGUUAUUCAAUUUAUUCCUAAUGAUACAAUGGCAACUAUUUUGAGUCAAUAUAGUGGAAUUCUACCAUAUUUUAGAGACCAUUUCCCUGAUGAAAGUAAUGAUUUGGGUGUGCAACAAUGGGUCAUGGAAAAUUUUGUGAAAUCAUGUGCAGGUUAUUGUGUUAUUACAUACAUUUUAGGUGUCGGUGAUAGGCAUUUGGAUAAUUUGUUGAUAACUACGGAUGGUCAUUUUUUCCAUGCAGAUUUUGGGUAUAUUUUGGGUCAGGACCCAAAGCCAUUUCCACCAUUAAUGAAACUACCUCCGCAAAUUAUAGAAGCAUUUGGAGGCACUGAAUCAUCAAACUAUGAUAAAUUUAGAAGUUAUUGUUUUGUUGCAUACUCUAUUCUAAGAAGAAAUGCUGGAUUGAUAUUGAAUUUAUUUGAAUUAAUGAAAACAUCGAAUAUUCCUGACAUUCGUAUUGACCCUGAAGGAUCAAUACAAAAAGUUAAAGAAAGAUUUAACUUGGACAUGUCCGAGGAAGAAGCUACUGUCCAUUUCCAAAACUUAAUUAAUGACAGUGUCAAUGCAUUAUUACCUUUAGUGAUAGAUCAUCUACAUAAUUUAGCUCAAUACUGGAGGGCAUAA